Molecule: messenger RNA, 948 nt
Organism: Vigna unguiculata (cowpea)
Lineage: Eukaryota; Viridiplantae; Streptophyta; Magnoliopsida; Fabales; Fabaceae
Source: RefSeq, a predicted model, not a curated record
UUCCACACAAAACUCAGACUCCUCUGCAGAUUGAGCUUGCAGUAUCUUCAAUGGCACAUAGCACUGCUUCCAGUGACAGUGUUUAUCAACACAUUGCUAUCACUUCAUAUAAUUAUAACUCUUCAGAGAAUCAGUUUUUGUACUUUUCAUACCUUCAGGAUGAUGAUGCACAAACUGCAUCUAAAAGGGCCCUGAAAGAAUUUUCCGAGCUUCCACCACCUCUUGGGUUGAAAUUCACUUUGACUCCUGAAAUGAUGCAACCAAGUGAAGUUGCAGCAGCAAACAAGGUUGAGAAACUGAAGGCUGUGCAGUUUCCAAUGAACAUGCUCAGAAUCGGGUACUUUAUGAUUGAGGCUAAAUAUCCUUAUGAAUUGGUAGCAAAGUGUUAUUACGCAAGACAAAAGUUGAUGUGGGAGAUAUUACACGAUGGUUUGAAGUACAAAAUUGAAAUACAGUAUCAGAAUAUUUCAGCCAUUCGAGCUGUUAUCGAGGAACACUCACCUGGAGUUUUGGAAAUCGAGUUAGACAAAAUACCAUCAUUCUUUCGGGAAAUUGAACCAAAGCCCAAAAAACAUACAAUGUGGACCAUAUCCAAUGACUUCACCAAUGGUCAAGCUUCACAAUACAGGAGGCACUAUCUUGAAUUUCCACCUGGAGUUCUUGACCAACACUACAUGAAGCUAUUGCAAAGCGAUAAGCGAUUGCUAGAAUUAAGCAGAAGAAGUUUUCCAAGUUCACAUUCUGCUUAUUUUAAUUUGCAUUUAGAUGAAGGAACCACUCAAUUUUCUAUUGCUCAUGAUCUGCAUGACAUUGUCUACCCCUACUCCCUUAGCCUCUGAACAUGUGCUUUUGUAAUUCUCCAUGCUUCAUAUUUUUCGAUGAAAAACUUUUUCAUCUUUCUAAAUUUUCUUGCCAUUUAGUAAAAAAAAAGGGUGCAUUUCUUUUUCA